Messenger RNA from Prunus armeniaca (apricot), 195 nucleotides. The record is from the annotation of a GenBank genome assembly. NCBI's taxonomy places the organism in Eukaryota, Viridiplantae, Streptophyta, Magnoliopsida, Rosales, Rosaceae.
AUGUCACAUUCAAUGGUUGGUAGCUCAAGAGGCUCCUCCACGCCUAAGAAGAAUAGGGUGGGUGAUGAUGAUGAUGUUGAUUCUUCGAAUUAUGUCCGGCAGAAAUAUGCUCAGCAUGUUGAUGCUAGUUCAAGUAAGUGGGACAAAAUCCAGGUAUUCGAAGCAAUUGCUAUUUUGGAGAAGCGAGGUCCAUGA